Rhizopus microsporus ATCC 52813 is the source of this 247-nucleotide messenger RNA. RefSeq lists its product as uncharacterized. The annotation marks the transcript as partial. The transcript has a single exon. NCBI's taxonomy places the organism in Eukaryota, Fungi, Mucoromycota, Mucoromycetes, Mucorales, Rhizopodaceae. The record is from RefSeq and is a predicted model, not a curated record.
CUAUGGCUGAUGCUCCUAUUGAUAACAUCAAAUUACAUUCUAGCUGGAGUUUAAACAACUCAAUCUUCGCGGGCUACUAUUACGAACCAGAGAAGCGUUAUCAAGGAGAUAGCCACAUCCGAGGCAACGGAAAUUGUGGUAUGUACGGCCCACAAUAGCAAUAAUGCCUCUAAUCCGACAGAGAACGUGAUGGCCGCCAAGCCCUAGUAUGGAAAAGUUUUUUUUAUCUCCCAUCCAAGCUAUCAAC